This is a messenger RNA of Penicillium cinerascens, 564 nucleotides long. RefSeq lists its product as uncharacterized. Lineage: Eukaryota; Fungi; Ascomycota; Eurotiomycetes; Eurotiales; Aspergillaceae. The record is from RefSeq and is a predicted model, not a curated record. Bases 1 to 564 code for a protein of 187 amino acids. The transcript is spliced from 3 exons.
AUGUAUAGAUACAUGCUAUCUCCUUUUUUUGCUGCUAUGGCUGCCGUGACUGUCGUGACUGCUCGCCCAACCGUGUACUUUAUACGUCAUGGCGAGAAGCCAAAGGACGGGGGAACAGGUCUCAGCGCAGAUGGCCUAGAGCGUGCUCAAUGCAUACGGUCUGUGUUUAUACGAAAUCCCCUCUAUAAUGUCAAAGUUCGAGUACUUACAGCACGACAUCACGCAGAUGGUAAACGAGCUCGACCUUAUGAGACUGUGAAGCUACUUGCUUCCGAUCUAAGCCUGGAAGUGGACAUUUCAUGCCAAAGAAAUGACUAUAAAUGCGUCACAGACGCAAUUGAAGGCUACCAUGGCGAAGGAAAUAUCUUGAUCUGUUGGGAGCACCAUAGAAUGACUCAUAUCAUUGAAGACCUGGGUGAUCAUGAUGCACCCGUUUACCCAGAUGAUCGCUUUGAUCUGAUUUGGUCUGACCCAAGCCCAUAUAACAAGAUCAGCGAUGAAACUAGUGAGCGGUGUCCUGGUUUAGAUAAUUACAGUGAUCUUUUCGUGUUCCAAGAAAUUUGA